Molecule: messenger RNA, 597 nt
Organism: Paraglomus occultum
Lineage: Eukaryota; Fungi; Glomeromycota; Glomeromycetes; Paraglomerales; Paraglomeraceae
Source: the annotation of a GenBank genome assembly
AUGGCCAUUAUCAACGAACGGCCUGCAUCCGUGAUGCAAAAGAUUGGAGAAAAGCUGCAACAAUCUUUACGGCCGCCCGCCAGGGACGUACGGUGUGAGGGUGAGCGGGAUGAGCAUGGCAUGAAUGCCAACACAGAAUCUCCAGAUGAAUCAUCAGCAAAAACUAUCUGGGCUCUUCUGGCAAUCGUGAGAAUGCUUAUCGAGUCAGGGAAAAUUCAGCGAGUUGUCACAUGCAGCGACAUCCAACAUGCUGCCUUCAAAGGAACAAUGCUUACGGAGAAGGAAAAGAUGCCUCACAUCCUGACGCGUGCACCGCUGGCUGCACUAGCGAACACCAUUGCGACUAUCACUGGCUGCCCAUCUCUCGUCCGGAGUUUGUCCAUCACCUCACAACAAGACCUUCGUUCACUACAGCUGACUGCUGCUGGUGCAUAUGACACGUUUCAUGGACAGUGGGACAUUCCGAUUAAUGAUGCAAGUUGGAUCACGAACUCUUACGACGCGGGAAAAAACAAAGCAAUCACCUUUGGCGCAUUUUUCGAUAUGAGUAGGGUGGAAGCGCUCAUGGACUCUCACGGCCUUCAGUUUGCGUGGAGG